AUGAGAUCUGUUCCACCCCUUCCUCCGCGUCGAACCAUAUCAAUGGCCGGCCAGUCGUCCGCACGAAUGGCCUCCACAUCCGACGCACGACUUCUUCAGUCGGUUCCUCCGCCGCCCAACUCUUCCAACAAAAAUUUAAUGAACUUUCGCUUUACGUCUCAAAACUUGGAUUUCAAUCAAAAUCACAAUCAAUUUGAUUCCCAACUCUCCAGACAUACAAUCGGAGGAUUCUUCGCAAAUCCGGUCUCAACGCCCACUACAACCCCGACGCCAAUUGCAUCCACAAAUCAGUCAUACAUUCAGUGGCAGAACCAAAGCCUUCCCCCAAACUCUCUACUGCUCUCUUCGCCUCGACCUCAGAUGUGGUCAACUCUUUCUACCAAUAAUAAUAGCACCGCUUUCGCCAAUUAUGUUUAUUCUUCCUCUUCUGCCGGAGUUUCGCCCGUCAGUCCUCUUGGAGUGACACCAAUGACACCCCUGUCUCACAGUCUAUCGGCGCCUUCAUUCUCGGCAAACGCUUUCUCAAACACGACAUAUAGUUAUUCAUAUUCACCAGUGUUUCAAUCCAUGACAUCAAACGCAACAACAAAUGUCGCCACAACUGAAGACAUCAAAAGACUCGUCACAAACGGCAACCAAAAAAAUAGUUCAACAAUUGUUUCGAGCCGUGAAUCCAAAGCAAAUAACAGCGAUUUGAUUGAUUUGGUGGACAAUGAAGGCCAAGACAUUCUCGAAAUGUUUGAUCCAUUAAGUCGUCAGGAAAACAAUGACUUAAACUUUUCCAACAACUUUGAACUCGACUCCGAUCCUCUUGGAGUGACACCAAUGACACCCCUGUCUCACAGUCUAUCGGCGCCUUCAUUCUCGGCAAACGCUUUCUCAAACACGACAUAUAGUUAUUCAUAUUCACCAGUGUUUCAAUCCAUGACAUCAAACGCAACAACAAAUGUCGCCACAACUGAAGACAUCAAAAGACUCGUCACAAACGGCAACCAAAAAAAUAGUUCAACAAUUGUUUCGAGCCGUGAAUCCAAAGCAAAUAACAGCGAUUUGAUUGAUUUGGUGGACAAUGAAGGCCAAGACAUUCUCGAAAUGUUUGAUCCAUUAAGUCGUCAGGAAAACAAUGACUUAAACUUUUCCAACAACUUUGAACUCGACUCCGAGUCUUCAGCUCAAGAAACUAAUAAACCAGAAGCAGAAUCUAUAAUGAAAACGGAAACCAAUGAAAUUAAAGCCGAAGAACAGCCGAAAGAGUUGAUUCCCAACUCGAAUGAUAUCCACCAACCUUUUCGUGUGGUUUCGCGCAAAUGUCGCGCUAACGAAGAGUUGGACAACUUUUUCAAGCAAUUAGUUGUGUUGAGACGACAGUAUCGUCACGACGACUACAUCGCCAACUCUGGACUCGUUAUAUCUCCCACUUUGGACGCACAACACGACAAAUCUCUGAGCGUCAAACUCGUGAUCGAAACUCAAUUAUCUCCGCAACCGGUUUCGUUCACUUGCAAUGUGGACACGAGUGUCGAACACAUCAUAUGUCAUGUGAUUUGCACUCUCGUUGAAGACGCCUCUAAUGUAAAAAUGGACGACUAUUUGCUGAAAGUUUACGGUUUGACCGAAUACUUGGCUUCGGACUCGGUUUUGGCGAAUUACUCAUAUGUCCAUCAGUGCCAUAAGUUUGAUAACGACGUCCACUUGAGUUUAGCCCAAGUAAAAAUGGACGACUAUUUGCUGAAAGUUUACGGUUUGACCGAAUACUUGGCUUCGGACUCGGUUUUGGCGAAUUACUCAUAUGUCCAUCAGUGCCAUAAGUUUGAUAACGACGUCCACUUGAGUUUAGCCCAAGUAAAAGACUUGAAGCGACCCUUUGCUCGCACUCUCAGAGACGACAACAACAUUGACUUUACUGUCGAUGAGAUUAUCCCGAAAUCAAUUGUCUGCAAGUUUGGAGAACUCAGUUCUGAAACCAUUAAUAUUCUUCUCGAAAGUUUCGAUCGAGAGAUCUCUAAACUGAGAGCCGACGCCAGAAUGUCAGGCAGUGGACAAUUGCAACCGCAGUCUAUCAUCCAAACGGUGAAAGCCCUUUGCGCCCAUUUAUCCACAUUAGAAACCACUGCCAUCACUGAAUCGGCCACUAAUUUCUCACAACUGUGUAACGCAUUCGGAACUUACAAACGCGACUCAAUCACUGCCAUCGACGACAACGCAAGCGAUGUUAAAAUGAAAUCUAUUCCCGAUUUGGACUCAAAAUUGUGGGAAAUAUUAGAUCACGCGUUACUUAAACUGAGAGCUUCGUUAAUACAACUCAUUCGCCUCUAUUCGCAAACAUUUCCCGUAGAGUUUGAUAUUAGCGAUGAUCUGUUGCACAACGACAAGAGAAAGGUUCGCAAAGAUAUCUCGUCUUCGAUGGACACACUUCUGUGUCAGGUCGGCGUCUGCUGUCAAUUACAACCCGAAUGGUUGACCACUUUUAAGGAGUUUAAA
Messenger RNA from Medioppia subpectinata, 2481 nucleotides. Lineage: Eukaryota; Metazoa; Arthropoda; Arachnida; Sarcoptiformes; Oppiidae. The record is from the annotation of a GenBank genome assembly.